AUGGCUGAUGUGAAUGAUAUUCAAAUAUCGGAUGAACUGAAGUAUGAAAUAAGCCAUAGAAAUGAACAUCGAUCCAUAUUUUUGAACACUGAUGAACUUCGAUUUCAAAAUCGUGAACAAUUAAUUGAAAAACUUGAACGAGUUAUUCAAGAAAAAAAUGCUUCAAUUAAUAAACUUGAAGAACGUGAACAAUCUUUAGCUGAUACAUUAAAAAAACGUAAUGCUGAAUUUCAUAUAAUUGAAGAAAAAUUACAAGAAUUUCGAGAGAAGACAUGUACAUUUGAACAAUUACAUCAAUUACAAGUACAAACAUUUGAAAAAACAAUACGUGAUUGUCAAAAUGAAAAUGAACGUUUAUCUGAACAAAUUCGUGAUUUAAAAAAAGAAUUAAGUGACAAAACAAAUUUUGAUGCAAUCAAUCAAGAAAAAAUUCUAACAUUUGAUCGUAUUACUGCUGAUAUUCAACUUUGGAGACAAAAACUUGAUUCAUAUAAAGCAACAAUUGAAGAACGAGAAGAAACUAUUGCUACUCUUAAAAAUGAAAAUAAUGAUUUCAAUAAAAAGAAACAAACUAAUGGUACUUUCGAAGAUAAUUCAUUACGAUUACAAAUCUUAAAUCUGCAAAAUGUAGUACGAGAUCGUGAUAAGGAAAUUGAAAAUUUAAAAACAACACUUCGUCGUGUUCGAGAUACAUUACAACCAGAUCAUCUAUCUCAUGAAAGUCGUUGGCAAAGUUGUAGUGAAAAUAUUGGACAUAAUCGAUCUUCAUCUGUUUCUGAUUUAUCUUCUUCAAGAGAAGUCGAAUUAUUAAAGCAGAAAUUGAAUUCAUUAACUGAUCGUUAUAAUGAUCUUCAAAAAUUGCUUGUUAAACGUGAUGAUCAAAUAGUAACCUUUAAAAAAGUUCAUGAUAAACGUUGGUUACGUUUAAAACAUUUACAAAAACAAUAUCGUUCACUUAAAGAUGAAUUACAAUCUUAUACAGAUGAUGAAAUUAUACAAAAUAAUACGAAAGAAGAUUUUUCUUAUCGAAAAGCUAUACAGAAAACAAAAAAUAGUUGUUCGGUAUGUAAUGAUCAACGAUGGAAAAAAACACCAAAUGGAUUAAAUAAAAAAACACUUAAACAAGAAGAUGAUGAUCAUGUUUGGAAUGAAAUAACCAAGUUUAAACGUGAAAAUGCAAGAUUAACUAAUGAAAAUUUAAGUUUAAAUGAAAAAAUUGAUUUACAAGAAGUCGAAAUAAAUGAACAAUUAAUUGUUAUUGAUGAACUUCGUCAUGAAUUACGACGAUUAAAUGAUAAAGAUGAUCAACCACGAUCAGCACCAAUAGCAAUAACAAAUAAUGAACAAAAACAACUUAUCGAAGAGCUUGAUAAAAAAUUAUAUGAACUUGAAACUGAACGAACAUGUUUAAUAUUUGAACAUGAACGUUUAAAAACAGAUUUUGAUUUAUGUGUGGAUGAAAAACAACGAUUAAUUCAACAAAAAACACAAAUAAAUAAUGAUUUAAAACAAUCUAAACUUCGAAUUUUAGCAUUACAAGAUCAAAUAUAUAAAUUAAAACGAAAUAAUAAAAAAGAGGUUAUUAUUACUACACCAAUAUUAACAAGAAAUAGGCGAAUAAUAAAGAAAAAACCGAAAAAACCUAUUAUUAAUAAAACAUGUUUAGAAUUAUUACUUGAUCAAACUUCAUCAUUUAUCGAUGAUUAUCAAAAUGAAUCAUUUAUAUCUAAUAAACAACGACGACGAAGACGACAUCGUUCAUGUAGUCUUUGUAAUUAUGAAAAUGACAGUUCAUUUAUUAAACAUAAAAAACGAUUAUCAAUACCUAUAAGAAGAUGUGGACCAUUAAAAAGAACUUUAAUAACUAAAAAUCGUCUUAAUAAUUCAAAUUCUACUCGAAAAUCCUCUACUUCUCCAUUCAUAAAUCAGUCUUCAUCAUUACGAAAACGUAUAGAACAAUUAGAGAAUAAUCUUUCAAAUGCUCAAGAAGAAAAUCGACAUCUUAAUCAACGUUUAAUAACAACAUUAAGUCGAAUUAAUAUUCUUAAAACAACAAAUCAAAAACUUAUUGGUGAAUGUGAUAAAUUUAAAAAUAAUCAUUUAAAUCAAUCAACAUCAGUCAAUCAUGAUUCUAUAAGUACUGAUAGUAUGGAUAAUUUAUAUGAACGUCUUAAAAAUACUUCAUAUGAUGCGUCUCAACAACGUAAAUUAAAUAAAACAUUACAAUCAGAAAAUGAACUAUUGAAUAAAAAUCUACAAUCACUAACUGACAAGUUAACACAUACAGAACGUGAUAUCGCUAGUAAACGAUUAUUGAUUGAUACUUAUAGAACUCGUUUAAAUGAAAUGGAAAUAAAUGUUAAUCGUUCAAAUGAAAAAAAUACGAAUGACAAUGAUGAAGAACGAAUUAAAUCAUUAACUGAUACAAUAGAAAAAUUACGAACAUCUAUUGAUUCAUAUAAAAAUCGUUUACAAGCAAUUACACGCGAAAAACAUGAUUUUGAUACACGAAAUACUCAACUUAUUGACGAACAUCAAAAAUUAAAAGUACGUUUUGAAGAUAUUCAAUCAAAAUUUCGUUUAAAUGAUCAACAACUUCGACAGAUUCGUCUACAAAAUGAACAAUUAAAUCAAGAAUUAAUAACAUGUCGUCGUCUGUCUGAACAACAAUUAUUAACAUUGAAUACAAAAAGUCAAGAAUCAUUAAAAAAGAUAACAUCAGAAUCAGAUCGAACAGUUCAACGUUCAAAUGAAUAUGAAAAAUUUAUCAAAGAACUUCUCAAUGAAUUAAUUCAACGAAAUAUACAAAUGAAUGAUAGUUUAAAGAAAGCACGUGAACAUCAAAAACAACGUGAAUCAUUAUCAUUAACAUUACCAGGUUAUGAUACAGCAAUGAAUACAGCAAGUAAAAUAUUAAAUUUAACUCAAGAUGAUCUCGAUGAACUUAUGUCAGUAACCGAUGAAAGUUUUCAAGCAAACAUAAAAGAAGAUAAUGUCGAUAAAAAUGAAAAAAUUCGACAAAAAGUAACGAAAUUAUUUGUUUCACAAGAAGAAGUAUCAAAUAAACUUUUGAAAAUAUUCAAUAAAAAAUUUGAUGAAAUACAAGCAGUUAAUCGUGAAUUAGCAAUCAUUCGAAUUACAUAA
Adineta steineri is the source of this 3144-nucleotide messenger RNA. The record is from the annotation of a GenBank genome assembly. Lineage: Eukaryota; Metazoa; Rotifera; Eurotatoria; Adinetida; Adinetidae.